Symbiodinium necroappetens is the source of this 381-nucleotide messenger RNA. The record is from the annotation of a GenBank genome assembly. NCBI's taxonomy places the organism in Eukaryota, Dinophyceae, Suessiales, Symbiodiniaceae.
AUGCUGCCUCAUUUGUUCGGCUUCUUCCUUGGGGAGGAGUGGCAUGGCACUUUCCGGUGGAACCCGGAUGAUGGCCAGGUGAAGAUCACUCAUGUCGUCAUUCGACUGUAUGGUGCCUUGAUCUUGGGCCAAUCCUUCUUGACAUGGGCUGCAAAGCAGACCGAUGACGGCCGCGUGCGCCUUGCCGCCGUCAGAGCUUAUGCCGUUGUGUUUGGCCUGACGACGCUGGCCUUAUUGCGUGCACAGCUCACCGACUCUACCUGGCAUGUCCUCAAUUGGCUAAAUCUCCUUCUCUUUGCAUGUUUGGCGGCGUUCUAUGGCUGGUUUAGCCUGGUGCAGCCGCCAGCCGUGUUUGAGGGCCUGGGCAAAGUCACAUCCUAA